Molecule: messenger RNA, 402 nt
Organism: Clunio marinus
Lineage: Eukaryota; Metazoa; Arthropoda; Insecta; Diptera; Chironomidae
Source: the annotation of a GenBank genome assembly
AUGUGUUCUUGCAUUCAAUCUCAAUUGUUUCCAAAUUUUUCAGAGUGGUUUUCUUAUGUGUGUACAUUCACCGACUCUAUCGACAUGUCAAUUGGAAAUGUUGCUUUUUGGCACAAUUCCCUUUCAUAUCCUGAACAUGAUACAUCGAGUAACUUACGACAUGUGUUCCUAGACCCCUACGUGCACUUUAAAUAUAGCUUAGUUGAUCAGAUAUCAUUUGUCUUUCACAAACAGAAGUGCUUGAUCAUAGCAGUUGUUUGCUUUCUUCUUUUUCCUUACAUGAAUUUUCAUAAAUUGAGUUUUAAUUACGUUUGUGAAUGUUUCAGAACAUGGGAAUUCGCUACAAAAGAACCAAAUGAUUCCCAAGCGCAUGAAUGUGUUUGUCUAGGUUUGAAAAAUUAA